Fulmarus glacialis (Northern fulmar) is the source of this 346-nucleotide messenger RNA. It is a transcript of the gene TDRP, whose product is annotated as testis development related protein. The transcript has a single exon. Gene Ontology annotation, cellular component: nucleus; cytosol. Lineage: Eukaryota; Metazoa; Chordata; Aves; Procellariiformes; Procellariidae. Gene Ontology annotation, biological process: spermatogenesis. The annotation marks the transcript as partial. The record is from RefSeq and is a predicted model, not a curated record.
AACAAACCUAAAGUUAAAGGAAGAGAUGAAGUUUGAAAAGAAGCCAGGUUUUUGGGACAGUUUGGUGAUAAAGCAGAAUGUCCCAUCUAGGAAACCAGAUGAGAUUGAGGGAUGGGAACCACCGCAGAUUACCGCUGCUGACUCUACCAGUGAUGCAGCAACUACUUUAAGUGACUAUACAGCCUGGUCAGGCUGGGAAGAUGAAACCAAAGGCUCCACAAAAUACACAAACCUGGCCAGCUCAGGAAACAGUUCCAGGUGGAGUAUCAAAUCAGCUGGAAAGCUGGUUAGUAUUAGACGUCAAAGCAAAGGUAACCUUACUGACAACUGGGAAGAACUAGAAUGA